AUGGAGACGGAUAGUUCUCAUGACGGCCAAUUGCGAGGUCAGCCCCCGCGUGGCACCGUUACGCCAUUAAAGGCCAGUCUCUUACUCGGAAAGGCCUUCGUGGGUACCGGAGUCUUGUUCUUGCCUAAGGCAUUUAUGAACGGAGGUAUUCUGUUCUCCUGUCUGACAUUAGCGUUCGUGGCCAUUAUCUGCUGCAUCGCCUUCCUAAUGCUGGUCAAGGUCCGACUGGUAGUACGCGAGUCCUUCCAGGACAUUGGUCUGGUCCUUUUUGGCAAAUACAUGCGCUUCGCCGUGCUACUCUCCGUAGCACUCUCGCAAGUCGGAUUCUGCUGUGCGUACCUGAUCUUUGUCUCCCAGAACAUUGAUGCCGUCGUUCAGACGUUCACGAAGUGCACGUUCCAUGGAAUCGAGCAGAAAUACUAUAUCCUGAUCACUCUCGUGAUCCUGAUCCCCCUGGUCCUGAUCCGUCGAAUGUCGAUCCUCUCGCUGCCCAGUAUGCUGGCCAAUCUCUUCAUCAUUUUUGGCAUCGUCUACCUCUGGUACUUCAGCAUCCAUAACUUGGCUGAGAACGGUGUCGGCCCCAACAUUACGUUGUUCAACCGGGAUGACUUUGCCCUAUUUAUCGGAACUGCCGUCUUUUCGUUUGAGGGCAUUGGUCUUGUUAUCCCCAUUACCGAAUCUAUGGCCGAGCCUGAAAAGUUCCCUCGCGUCCUCGCCAUAACUAUCUCUGUCGUAGCUAUGAUUUUCAUGAGCGUCGGUGCGCUUUGCUACUCUAGUUUCGGUAGCAACGUCCAGACAAUCGUCGUGCUGAACCUGCCCAUCAAGGACGGAUGGACCAUCACCGUCGAGAUCCUGUACUCGCUUGCCAUCAUCCUCUCGGUUCCUCUGAUGUUGUCCCCAGCUUCCAAGAUUCUCGAGCACGGUAUCUUUGGGGCCAAAUCCGGUGCUUUGAGUACCAAGGUCAAGAUGCAGAAGAACGUUCUCCGUAUCGCCCUGAUCUGCGUCUGUGCCCUCGUCAGUUUCGGGGUCGGUGGACCCAACCUGGACAAGUUUGUCUCGUUCGUCGGUUCCGUGGCCUGCAUGCCUCUGUGCUUUAUCUUCCCAGCCAUGUUCCAUUACAAGGCCUGCGCCAAGACUCUCAAGGCGAAGAUUGGAGAUUGGAUCAUGGGCGUUGUUGGUAUCAUAGCCAUGGUCUUUACCCUUUACAUCACUAUCCGGAGCUGGGUUGUCGUCUCCGCUCCCGACGCCGCGAUCGACCGCUGCGCGGCCUUUGCUUAG
This is a messenger RNA of Gamsiella multidivaricata, 1278 nucleotides long. RefSeq names its product transmembrane amino acid transporter protein-domain-containing protein. NCBI's taxonomy places the organism in Eukaryota, Fungi, Mortierellomycota, Mortierellomycetes, Mortierellales, Mortierellaceae. The coding region runs from base 1 to 1278 and encodes 425 amino acids. Gene Ontology annotation, molecular function: amino acid transmembrane transporter activity. Gene Ontology annotation, biological process: amino acid transmembrane transport. The record is from RefSeq and is a predicted model, not a curated record. The transcript is spliced from 3 exons.